AACCACCUGAUGCUGCAGCCUAGUCUGGUCCCUCCACACACACACACACUCAAACACACACACACACACUCACAAACACACACACACACAAACGCACACAGAGGGGUAACAUGGCGUCAGACCCGCCCAUCUUGACAGAGCAGGAGGAGCUACACAGAAGAGCCAAUCAGGUCACAGAUGAGUCCCUGGAAAGCACAAGACGGAUGAUGCUGCUGGUGGAGGAGAGUAAAGACUCCGGUAUCAGAGCUUUGGUCAUGCUGGACGAACAAGGAGAGCAGCUGGAGCGUAUUGAGGAAGGCAUGGACACCGUCAACAGGGACAUGAGAGAGGCCGAGAAGAACCUGACAGACAUGGCCCAGUGCUGUGGUCUGUGCGCCUGGCCCAUCAGGAAACUCAAGGCCUUCGAGGAGAGCGGCGCGUACAAGGCUGUGUGGGGCGGAGCCUCGGGACAGGAUGGCGUCGUGUCCAAUCAGCCGCCGGCGUCACGAGUGGUCGACGAGAGGGAGCAAAUGAUCAUGAGCGGAGGACACAUACGGAGGGUGACGGACGACGCCCGGGAGGACGAGAUGGACGAGAACCUGGCUCAUGUCAGCAGCAUCAUGGGAAAUCUGAAGAAUAUGGCUCUGGACAUGGGCAGUGAGAUCAUCCAGCAGAACGACCAGAUCGACCGCAUUCAGGGAAAAGCCGUCCUCAACGUGUCCCGCAUCGAAGCUGCCAACCAGAAAGCCAACAACCUCAUGAAGCGAUAGAGGAGGCGUCGCCCUUUUCUCUCUUUCCAGUUCCUCCUGCUCGCAGUUCGAUAUCCUCCCGCUGCUCCAACGUGCCGCCGCUGUUCUUCUCUUUCAACGUCACCAUGGAGCUAUCGUGUGACAUUAUUGCUUUUGUAUUCAUAGAGACUCAUUUAUUCUCAUUAGUGUUUCUCUUUAUUCUGAAUAUAUCUAAAUCAUAUCUGACAGGAGUUAAGGUUUCAGCAUCUUUCAUGGCUCUGUACAAAUAUACUUCAUUAUUGUACUUACGUCGAUUUUUUUCUUUUACUCAACAUUUCCAAAACAUGUCCAGAUUUUCUCCUCCUCACAUUUGAAAAACAGACUCGUAACUUUGAUGCAUUUGAAGGAAAUUAUUCAUCUUUGUUAUUCUGCCUCAUCGAGCGUCGCCUUCCCAACAUCAAGUCAGACUCCAGGAGAGAAGAGGAUCAAGUGUCCAUGAUGAAACCAGAGGACGUGUCACACGUCUGUCUUCUUCUCUGGACUAUUGAUGUUUCUCAUGUGGUUUAAGUGUAAUUAUCGUUAAUUAACUAAUGUAACUUGAGUCUGAGCACGGAGUCAGUCGAUAGAGAAACUUUUUACUUUUAUACUUUGAGUACAUUUCCGAGCCUGAACUUUUACUGGAGUAAAGAGGUUGAAUCAGUA
This is a messenger RNA of Platichthys flesus (European flounder), 1409 nucleotides long. Its product is annotated as SNARE_SNAP25N and SNARE_SNAP23C domain-containing protein. Gene Ontology annotation, cellular component: SNARE complex; plasma membrane. Gene Ontology annotation, biological process: synaptic vesicle fusion to presynaptic active zone membrane; synaptic vesicle priming; exocytosis. Gene Ontology annotation, molecular function: syntaxin-1 binding; voltage-gated potassium channel activity; SNAP receptor activity. The record is from RefSeq and is a predicted model, not a curated record. Lineage: Eukaryota; Metazoa; Chordata; Actinopteri; Pleuronectiformes; Pleuronectidae. The coding region runs from base 111 to 749 and encodes 212 amino acids. The transcript is spliced from 7 exons.